CACAGUGCCUUUUCUUUGAACGAUAGAAGAGGCGUUUUGUGGCAAGUUGAAUGAGUAGCCCGUAACUUCAGUUGCUGUAAACCAGCUGCUGCUGAGCGGUAUCAGGGUACCCGGUCCCGGCAAACGGCAGCACCAACAAUUGGUAACUUACCGAAAUUGCACCUGACUGAAGCUCCAACCAACACCGCGCAUACUGUUUCUCUCCUGCAGUGGGGUGAAACGAUGGAGCAGCAGGAGCAGGUAGAAUGGGAUGAUGUCAAUAAACUUCUGCAGCAUCAUGGUUUUAAGCCCGUGCAUUUUGCAGAUCCUGGAGGGAACAAGAAUAUUUCAGAUUUGAUUGUGCUGGACAAGAAGUCGGCUGGUGAGAUCCGGAUGAGUCUGAAGACGAUGCUCACCGACUCGGAGAGAAGACAGGCUCUAAUCCAGGAGCUCAUCAAGUGCAACAACCAACUCAAAGAGCAGGUUCACCAGCACACGGACCGGGCAUCUCUGCAGUCCCAGAGGGUCUCGGAGCUGGAGGGGCUGCUGGACGUGGUGAGGACCAGAGUCCAGGACCUGGAAGACCGCUACCUCGGCGGGGCCGUCCAGCAGCACGACCACACACAACUACUGCAGCAGGAAAGGAAGGACGCACAGAAACAGUGUCAGCUCCUGGAACAGAAGCUGUCCACACAGAGGGAGGAAGCAGCUCAGCUCCAGAGAAAACUCUACUUUACCAUCAGAGAACAAGAGCAGCGAUUGGCUCGACAGAGUUACACCUUCCAGGACAUCUGUAAAAGAGUGAGCCAGCAGCGCUCCCCAGCAGACCAGCAGGUGCUGGAUGUGAUCGACUUCUAUGAGACCAAAAUGACUCAGCUGCUGGACGAGCUCAGAAGUGGUUCAUUUCACCCCAGAGCUGUAAAAGGUCAACCGGAAGGAUCUCAAGUGGCUCAACCUACAGGAACGAAGGAGCUGACUCCAUCUUUCAAAACCAUCCUUCAGGCAUACCAGGAUCAACAAAAUAGAAGCAAUGUCCAGGUGGAAGAGUUAAAGAGGGAAGUGGAGCGCCUGAAGCAAGACUUGGAGAAAAGGCCAUCACUCAGAGACGUCAAGUUCUACAAACACAAACUUCGUCGUCUGGAGGGCUCAAACAAGUACAACAACACAAGAAUACCAAAGAAGGAGAAGACGAGUGAGACGAGUGAGAACACCAGUGAGCAAACCGAAGAGGCCGGUCUCUGUUCCCGUUAUCACCAUCUGUUGAAGGAGAUCCGAGCUGCUGUAACGGAUUCCAGUGCUCCAUUUCAACUGCACAGGCAGAGACCCUCUUCUGUAGGUCUUGACCUGGCUGAGUUUCACAGUGUGCUCCCCACACUGGAGGCUUGGGCCCAGCAGCUCCGCCUCCUGAAGGAUCUGCAAAGAGCUUUAAACAAGUUGACUGGCAGGCUGAUGCCCUGGCAGCCAUGUGAUGGCGACCAUACUGCUGCAGUGAAGGUGGAGGACAUGCUGGCGCUGGUGGACAGCAUGCUGGAGAACACCUCAGCCAAGGAGGACGAGGUGCUUAGGAGUCCCACUCGGCACACGCUGGGCUCCAUGGUGUCUCACUUCCAGAAGCUGUUUGACGUGAGCUCCCUCAGCGGAGUGUACCCACGUAUGAACGAAGUGUACAGCAGGUUGGGAGAGAUGAGGAACACAAUGACAAACCUGCGAGAUGUUCUGCAGCUCGACAGCAGGGCUCCUCCUGCUGAGGUGGUCCACCGGGUGGACAGACUGGUCUCCUCCACCCAGCACAGCGCUGGAUUCCAAAGUGUGCUGGGAGAAGAUGAUAUUGACAGGAUCAUCCUCAAAGUGAAGCAGCAUGAUGAGUUCUUUCCUGCUUUCCAUGCCCUCAUUGUCGACAUGUUACAGACUCUAGGAGUGAGUCACCUGGGUGACAUCCUUCCAGCUGUGAAAUCUCUGAAACCAACAGCACAGUGACAAGCGGCUUUGACUGACCUUAUUGCUGUGUUUUGUGUGUGAUUUAUGAAUAGCUAAAGAUACACUGGAUAUGAAAAUGUUCAGCUUUUCUAAGCACGCCAACCAACCUAAUACAGCUAAUAGGAACAAACCACUUUGGAGUGGAAUCCUGACUUCCAAUCAAAUUAAAUUUGUGGAGAAUGAUGAGCAGUGCUGGUCAGCAUUCAUUUAUACAAGUAUUUAUUAGUAUUUUAAAGUUAAACUUUUGUGAGGAUAAACAGAUUUGUGUGUUUAUUAAUCAAUUAGAAUGUUCUUUUAAUUACAAGAAAUCAUGUGAUUAAUUUGGAUUACAACAGAAUACAGCCGAUCAUCGGGUCUGCAGAGAGAAUCAUUGGUUCCAGCCCCACCGUUCAUCCUGGACGUGAACAUCCAGAAUCGGAAAACAGCAAAGAUCAAUUCAGACCUUCACCCUGUGGUCAGAAACUGCUCAGACUCUUCCCCUCUGGAUGGCUCUGAGUUGCACCAAGUAAAAAAAAAAAAAAAUCACAGACACAAUACUGAACUUAAAGCAGAAGGAAUCACAUCUUUAAGCUAAAACGUCAUCCGAUAGUAAUUCUGAAGGUCCCGGGACCUGUGAACUACAACAAAGAGACUGAGAACCAGGCUUUCAAAGGAGUUAUAAUCUAGUUUAAUUUUAAAAGGCCUGAGUCAUGAAUAGCUUCUACUGCACUUCCUUGGACUCUGUCAAGGAAUAGUAUAAACAUGACUUUGAGGAGUCGCUUCAUUUAAGUUGACAUUCAUAUCGGAUUUGUUGAAAUCUGCCGUUACUGAUAUGUGAUGGUGAUUUGUUUGAUGUGGUGUUCGGAUGACUAAAUAAAAAGCACAAGCCUUUAUAAAUGUGCUCAUGUUCAGAGUAAGAUAAUCAAACCGCAAAAUACCCCCUUUAGUUUAAUGCACUUAUUGUAAAUAGCUUUGGAUAACAUGUAAAGGACCCAGUCCAAGUACCCACAAUAGAAAUCAGUUGAAAUCUGUUUGAAAAUGAUUAUAGCUUAAACAUUUAGUUCUAAAUAUAGUUGCCAUUGUAAUACAAAAACAAUGAAGUGACUAUGAUGCAUAGAAUUAGAAACACCAAGAGAUGCACACUGUGUGUUAGCACUACUUAAAAUGCUUCAUACAAGGCCCAGGUAUGAUUCAUACUGUAGCACAUUAUGAACCUUACCUCAGAAAAGGGCUCAGGUACAGGUACUAACCUUGGACCCAUAUCAACCAGGUGCUCAACUAAUAAAAUCAUAACUUUCUUCCUUGUUUUAAUACACUUUCCCGUAUUUUAAACGUCUUUUUGUUUUCGUCGCGCUUGUAAUUGCGUACUUCUUGUUUUCUACAAUCAAAAUAAAAGGACAACGUGAAAUUUAUUGACAGCCGUAACUAACAAAAUAAAAAAUACAUUUAAAACACUAUGCACUCCCAGAGGUCUUCUACAGCAGUGUAAGUGUGUAGACCUCACGUGAACAGUAUAUAGACAAUGUCAUACUUAUUCUACCCUUUGAUUACAGUGUGUUUAU
Messenger RNA from Pungitius pungitius (ninespine stickleback), 3497 nucleotides. It is a transcript of the gene cep70, whose product is annotated as centrosomal protein 70. Gene Ontology annotation, cellular component: centrosome. Bases 223 to 1956 code for a protein of 577 amino acids. The record is from RefSeq and is a predicted model, not a curated record. NCBI's taxonomy places the organism in Eukaryota, Metazoa, Chordata, Actinopteri, Perciformes, Gasterosteidae. Gene Ontology annotation, molecular function: gamma-tubulin binding. Gene Ontology annotation, biological process: cilium assembly; regulation of microtubule cytoskeleton organization. The transcript has 17 exons.